Messenger RNA from Motacilla alba alba, 18397 nucleotides. It is a transcript of the gene CD109, whose product is annotated as CD109 molecule. NCBI's taxonomy places the organism in Eukaryota, Metazoa, Chordata, Aves, Passeriformes, Motacillidae. Bases 16 to 4569 code for a protein of 1517 amino acids. The record is from RefSeq and is a predicted model, not a curated record. The transcript is spliced from 33 exons. Gene Ontology annotation, cellular component: extracellular region. Gene Ontology annotation, molecular function: endopeptidase inhibitor activity.
UCCCCGUGUAGACAGAUGAGUGUUGCCGCCGGGCCGCCCACCGCGGGCGGGCCCCGGGAACGCCCCGCGGCUCCUGCCGCCGGCAGAGCGUGCCUGGCGCUGGGGCAGCGGCGGCCUCUCCCUUCCCCUCCCCUCCCCGCCCGCCAAGAGCCUCCCGCCCGGCCACAGCCCCGGCCCGGCCCUGCGCACAGCGGUGGACUCACCGGGCAGCGCGCACGGAGAGCCAUGGCGCGGUCCCGCGGCGAUGUCCUCUUUUUCCUCUUUCUCCUCUUCCUCUGCAGCUCCGCGGCGGCCGGACCCACGUUCCUUGUGGCAGCUCCCUGGAACAUCAGGCCUGGAGCAAACUUGACUGUUGGGGUAGCUCUGCUGCCGGACAGCCCAGCGCAGGUCACCGUAAAGGGAGAAGUGAUCAGAGAUAACGAGACCAUCUUGAGCAGGGAAAUGGUCUUUGAGAAAGGUACCUUUGGGACUCUUGUUCUUCCAGCACUGCCUCUGAACAGUGCUUCUGAGAAUUAUGAAUUACUGGUGGAGGGCCGUGCUGAGGGCCGGCACAUCUUCUCUAACCGUACCAGCCUGACGUACAUGCCAAAGAGCACCUCUGUGUUCAUCCAGACUGAUAAAUCCAUGUAUAAACCAGGACAGGAUGUGCUCUUCCGGAUUGUGACUGUCUAUCCUGAUCUCAAACCUUACAAAGUGUAUCUGAAUAUAUAUAUCCGAGAUCCUCGGAAGAAAUUGAUUCAGCAGUGGUUGAUGGAGGAGGGUGAUUUGGGUGUAGUUUCCAAAAAAUUUCAGUUAUCAAUGAACCCUCCACUAGGAGACUGGUCCAUAGAGGUGGAAGUGAACGGUCAAGUUCAUUAUCAAAGAUUUAAAGUGAUGGAAUAUGUUUUACCCAAAUUUGAUGUCAUGAUAACAACACCCUUAUACUACUCUUUGAGAGAUGAAGAUGUAACUGGUGUUGUCUCUGCAAAGUACACAUAUGGAAAGCCAGUAAAGGGAACUGUAACAGUCACUUGCCUUUCUGUUUCUUACUGGACAAACAAGAGAAAUAUAACAACAACAAUGGAGAUAAACGGAUCUGUGAAUGUAACCUGUAACAAGCUGAUGUUGCAGAACUUGAAUGCUGAGCAGUCGUGGCACCAAGGUGACAGUGAUUACACAGAGCCGAUAGAAAUGAUCGCGGUGGUGACUGAGUCACUCACAGGAAUCUCCCAAAAUUCAAGUACCAUCAUAUUUCCAAAGCAAAGUGACUAUUUUAUUGAAUUUCUGGACUACACUAGAGUUAUAAAGCCUUCUCUGAACUUCACAGCUACUCUAAAGGUGUCUCGUUCUGAUAGCAACCAGCUGACAGCUGAAGAGAGGCAGAAUCUUGUAACAGUCACUGCACAAGAGUUAGACCUGCUUUUCCAUCACUCUUCACUUUCUCACUUGGAAAAUGAGGCAACAGAGGAGAGAAAUCUGACAGUUCAUAUCCUGAACUACACAGUUCCAGAAAAUGGAGUAAUUGAUGUUGAGUUUCCAAUCCUGUCUGAUACCAAAACUCUGAGAGUUCAGGCAGAGUUCCUCAGCAGUAAGACUGACAUAGGUGUUUAUGAUGUGUUCAGCUCCCCCAGUCAGACUUAUCUCCAGGUUAAAACAAAGAGCCAAGAUAUAAAGGCUGGGAAGCCUUUUGCACUGAGCAUUGCAAGCAACAAGCCAGUGAGAGAGUAUCACUAUCUGGUAUUAUCUAAAGAACAAAUUAUGGCUUUUGGCACAAAAUCUACAAAAACAUUCACUUUAACAGCAGAAAAUUUUUGGGCUCCUUCGAUAUCUAUACUUGUAUUCUAUGUAGAUGAGCUUGGAGUGGUUGUAAAUGAUGCUCUCACUGUCCCCAUCCAGCCUGCUUUGGAUGACAAGAUUAAAAUCUCUUGGAGCAAAGAUAAAGCCAAGCCAUCUGAGAAAGUCUCCCUUAAAAUCAGUACAACAGAGCCAGGAUCAGUAAUUGGACUUUCAGUUGUUGAUAAAAGUGCAAAGCUUCUGGGAGAAAGUAGUGACAUAACAGAAGAAUCUGUCCUCCAUGAGCUCAAUUUAUACAGCACAGUGCAGUAUUUCCCCCUGGUCAGAGGUUCUUUUGGUGUAUUUCAGAAAUGCAGCCUUUGGGUAUCAACUGAUGCAGUUCUUGAGGAGGAUAAGGAACAUUUUCUUUAUGGUGGAAUGAUACCUAUAGAGGAUGGUUUCGGUGAUGAUAUGCCGGUAUCUAAAAAUGGACCUCCUGAUUUCAACAAUCUCUAUGUGAGGACACAUUUUCCAGAGACUUGGCUUUGGAUCGACACUAAAACAAGAUCUGACACAGAAACCACAAUGGAUGCCAUUGUACCUGACACCAUCACAUCCUGGGUAGCCAGUGCUUUUGUGGUCUCUGAAAGCGGCGGGCUUGGAGUGACGACUGCUCCGGUGGAGCUAGAAGUUUUUCAGCCUUUUUUUAUUUUCCUCAACCUUCCAUACUCCGUCAUCAGAGGAGAGCAGUUCAUUUUGGAAGUGAACAUCUUUAAUUAUUUGAAAGAAGAAGCUGAGGUUACUGUGAUCCUGGAUAUGAAUGAUGCUUUUGAAAUUAUUCUAACAUCUAAUGAAAUAAAUGCUACAGCAAAUCAACAAUCUAUAUCUGUACCAAGUGAAGAUGGGAAAACUGUUCAAUUCCCAAUCAAGCCAAAACAGCUGGGAGAGAUUCCCAUCAAAGUGACAGCAAUAUCAUCUGCUGCUUCUGAUGCUGUUAUCCAGAAAGUUAUAGUCAAGGCUGAAGGAUUGGAACAGACAUAUUCUCAGACAGUCCUUUUGGAUUUGACUGGGAAUAAACGACAAACGGUGUCAAAAACUUUGGAAUUCACUUUUCCUUCUGAUGUUGUAAGUGACAGUGAGAGAGUGCAGGUCACUGCUGUUGGUGAUUUACUGGGGCCUUCUAUCAACGGUUUGUCAUCAUUGAUUAAGAUGCCUUAUGGCUGUGGUGAACAGAAUAUGAUCAAUUUUGCUCCGAAUGUUUAUAUUUUGCAAUACUUGACUAAAACCAGGCAGCUGAGAGACGAUAUUAGAUCAAAAGCAGUAGCAUUUAUGAGAAAAGGCUACCAAAGAGAGCUGCUUUUCCAGAGGGAUGAUGGCUCUUUCAGUGCCUUUGGAAAUGAAGAUCCCUCUGGGAGCACAUGGUUAUCAGCUUUUGUAUUGAGAUGUUUCCUUCAAGCUCGUCCGUUCAUAGAUAUUGAUGAAGAUGUACUCAUGGACACAGCUAAAUGGAUUGUCCGUCAUCAGAAAUUAAAUGGAGAGUUCCAGGAGCCUGGGAAAGUGUUACACAGUGACCUUCAAGGAGGCACCAACAAUCCAAUUACUCUCACAGCUUACAUCAUGUCAUCCCUCCUAGGGUUCCCAGAUAAACAGCAUGCUUAUGCCAUCAAGACUGCUACAAACUUUCUAGAAGAUAAAUUAGAAGAAGGCAUUUCAGAUAAUUACACAUUGGCACUUGUGACAUAUGCAUUGUCCUGGGCAAAAAGUCCAAGAGCGAAGGAAGCACUGAAUAUGCUGAACCAGAGAGCAGAACGCCAAGGAGAAUUUCAUUUUUGGGUAACACCUGCUUCUGAAAUUUCUGACUCAUGGCAGCCACGGUCCAUUGAUAUUGAACUUGCAGCAUAUGCUCUGCUCUCUCACUUUCAUCAAGACAGAUUAGCUGAGGGGAUUCCUAUUAUGAAAUGGUUAAGUCAUCAAAGAAAUCACCUUGGGGGAUUUUCAUCUACUCAGGACACAGUGGUGGCUCUACAAGCCUUGAGUCUGUUUGCAGCUCUCACUGUGGCAAGCAAAACAGAAAUGGAUAUAACAGUGACAGCCCCUUCUUUGGAAAUACCAGCAACAUUCUCAAUUGAUACUCGAAACCGUUUCCUGCUUCAGACUAAGGAGAUUCCCCCUGCACAACAAAUGCCAAUUACAGUGUCAGCGGAGGGAAUGGGAUUUGCUGUCUUUCAGCUCAAUGUUAUGUACAACACAAAGCACACCGAUCAGAGGCUCAGAUCUCUCCAAAAUCAAGAAGCCUUUGGGUUGAAUGUUGAUGUAAAAGAUGAUAAAGAUGAUGCAAACCACUUGACUUUGAAUGUGUGCACAAGGUACUUUGGUUCUGGCACGGCUCCCAGUAGUGGUAUGGUCCUCAUGGAGGUUGGCUUACUCAGUGGUUUCUCUGUGUCACCAGAUUUUGUUCCAUUAGACAAUACAGUUAAGAAGACGGAAAAGGAAAAUGGAAAAGUCAACCUAUACUUUGACUCUUUAAAUGAAACACAGGUUUGUGUGGAUAUUCCAGCUGUGAGAGACUUCAAGGUGGCAAAUAUCCAAGAUGCUUCAGUGACUGUACUGGAUUACUAUGAACCUAGAAGAAGAGCAGUGAGAAGCUAUAAUUCAGAAGUAAUGCAAAGUAUAACCUCUUGUGACUUCUGUGAAAGUGAUUGCAACCUUUGCCACCGAGAUGGUUCUGCAGCCUUGCUUCAGCACUCUUCAUUGGCCUCCUUGUUCUGUGUACUCUUUGUCCUUCAUGCAGACUUGCUGUGCAGUUGGGUGCUGUAAAAGGAAACAGAUUAUGUUUCACAUCUAAAGUUUCCAUAAAUUAUCCAAAGAAAAUUUUAUGUUCAGAUACCAGCCCGUCUUUAGUGAUUACCAUGACCAAACUCCUGCUGUGUUCAGGGAGAGCUGGGCUGGCCCAUAUGGUAAAUUUCUGGCUGUGCCAGAAAACUUCUACAAGUGUCUGCUGGAAAAGCUUUCCAAAUGUUAGUUUCAUACUGAAUUUAUUUUCUGAAGAAGCACAGAGUUACUGAGAAAGCAGUGUGAUAAAAAGUAAGCUUAGCUGCACAUUCCCACUUUGUUUUUACCCCAGCUUCCAACUGUGCUUGUUUUUUAGGGUUGUUAGUUUACCAUGCUUUUCCAAAACACUAUCUGCUUCUCCAUUAGGGUGUUGAUAAGCAAUGAUAGGAGCUUGGUAUCAGAGCUCACUUUGUUCUGUUCUGAAGAUGUGACACUCAACAUUAAUACUGAAUUUCUCUGUGUGCUCUCAUGAGGAAUAAUAUGAAAAAAAAAAAGAGAUGGCUUCAGAGCAGACCCAAGAGCCAAAAAGUAUUGCAUUUACAGGCUGCUGAAUGCUGCAGAAAGUUGUCAGUCUUUUUUUUUUGAAUCAUUACAGAGCAGGUAGGUGGAUUUUUUAGGCAAUUCAUAAGCUAAUAAUGCUUGAAAAUAACGCCUCAGGAUGUUCUCAUGCAUUUUACUCUGAAAGGCUUUUUACUGUAAACGUAUCAAAGAUAAAGUCUGUUUAUCAGACUUCAGUUUUUACAGAGUUAUUCAGAAACAAAUGCAAUUCUCUUUCCAUGUGAGAAUGGUGGUGUCAGCUGGUAUAUAUUUAUGGCCAGAUGAAGGAAGUUUGUUUUGAACCUGUUGUGUUUUUUUUGAUGUCUCUGAGAAAUAUCUCUCUGGGGCAUCAUUUAUGUCUUGCGCCUUCAGCGUCACCUUGUCAGCAGUUCAGGUGGCAUACCCCAAACAGUUGUUUACUGCUCUCAGUGCCAUAUGAGUUGGUGGCCCUGGAUGCCAUCUGUGUCCCUGUUGCUGAUGAUGGGAGUGGCUUUUAGGAGGCAUGGGCUGCACAGGCACUCAGUUCAGCCAAACAAUUCACACGCUUGCUUUACUUUAACCACGUCCAUGUAUGCUCAAGUGCUCUGCUGAAGUGGAAUGGAGGAGAGAGAUGGUGAAAAGUAGCAGGCACUUCUAUACCCAAACCUGCUCUUUGCACAUAGGCAGAAUUACAGCUCUCUGUGAGUGUAGAAAUGUGUGAGCUUAGGAGCUUGUUGCUCCUGAGUGAGUGUAUGAAUGCCUUCCUUGUCUGGCAGCCAAUCUGUCCUUCUUAUACACUACCUGUAAUAUCUAAUGCUUAUUUCUUUUUGAUAAGGCAGCCAAGCUGUUACACUCAUAGUUACUGAAAUGAAGUUAAUAGCUGUCACGCUGACUAAGAGAGGUGGAAGUUUUAAUUUCUAUUGAUUCCCUUUCUUUCAUACCUUUUUUUAGACAGAGUGUGUUUUUGUGCACAUGUAAUAAUAUGGCAGUCACUUUACUUGAGCAAUUUCUGAUGUUUCCAUUUUUUUCUACUGCUUAAAAUGUAUAUUUUUGUAUUUAUGCUCAUCUAUAAUGUUGUUCAUAAAGGAAAUUUUGCAUAUUACCAUGGGAAGAGGCCUGAACUUCCAGGACUGUAGGUGCCUUCUAUUACCAAUGUACAGGUUUUAACUGCAGAGCUAGUUUAGAUGAGGUUAUUUGUUUUACUUCACCUGCUUUUGGAAUUUACAAUGUUUUUCACAAAUUUGGGAUCCUCUCCUGUUUCUUAGGCAGAGCUUAGUCCUGGUUCUUCAUGGUCAGUCAUGCUUUUCACUUGUCCUAGGUGUGUUUCGGAUUUAGCCUUUUGAAUAGUUAAUUAGUGCCUGAACAGAGUGUGUGUGCUUCUCUGACCCACAUAAAGUAAUGUAUUUAUUGAAGCCAAACUCACUGCUUAGUCAGUUGAAUGCAAGAUCUCACCCUCUGGAAGCCAUUCACUUGGUUAUAUUCAUGGGUCCAAAGCUAAGAGAAAUGAAGAUACAGAAUUAAACACAUCUCUGCAUCUCUGCAUCUCAAAUCCUUUAUUCAUUUAUGGGCGCCUAAAUCCAACUGUGUUAAGUAUAAGAUCUGGAAAAACUUCUCAUCUAAACUGGGAUGUGUUUUGUUGUGGGUUUGAUUUUCUUGUGACUUAUGAAAGUUGGUCUUCUCUUGUCUUUGAGAACAGCAGACUUGACAUGUCAUUUGUCUCCCAUUAAUGUAAUUUCAAAAACCCAAAGCUCACAUACUUCCAGGUUUUACUAUAUGCAGGACUUCUAAUAGGGACAUUGGUACCUGAUUAAUGAUAGGAUAAAGGGCCUUAUUUUCUAGACAAGAUGUACUGGAGAUAAAUUGCUCUUUUGCAGUAGAUAGUAGGAAUAAAUUAGUUCUGUUUUGCAUGCAGUCCAAUCUUCCUGAAAAUCCUCCAAGAAAAACAGAUUUAAACUGCUUAGUUGAGUUUUGGACAGUGUAGCUUUUACUAGUAUUCCCUUACAUUUGUUUUUGAGACAACACAUGUUUUUAAAUGACUUUUGGCUGCCUUACACACUAUAUUAAGAAUCAUCAGUCAUAAUGUACCAUGUCAGGGAAAUUGUUGGAGUCAGUGAAUAAACAUCCUCUUUUAUUUUACUUUAUUCUAUACAGAAGACAUUUUAUUGCAGGCAUCCAAAUCUGCAUCUGUAUCAAGCUAUUUUAAAGAAACCAUGUACAUUGUAUGACUUUAAACAAAUGUUUACACGAGGUGGCCUUUAACAUUCCUGCAUCAGUGCCUUCAGUCACUUUGCAGUAGUGGCUGGUGCUUUAAAUGAAUUGCAGAGGACACAAUUUGUACUGUGGUGGCAGUGAAUGGAAUAUUAUUUGGCACUGUGACCUUUUUUUUUGUUUUGUUUUCCUCAUCAUUAUGUGGGAACCUUUACACAAAUUCUCAGCAUAUAUAUUAUCUCCAUUGCUCUAUAACACCCAUUUUGGAUGUUAGGGGGGCCGUGCUCCUACUGAAGUUAAUAGGAAAUCUUGUAGCAAAAAGUCUUUUGGAACUGUUUAGCAAUAAGGUCUACAAGGAGCUUUAAGGAGUGAUGCUAAAAACAGUCAUGAAAAGGUAUUUUUGUGGUGGAGUCUUCAUGUUGUGUUGUCUGAGCAUUUCUGCUGUUCAUUGAAAUCUGAGUGUACACUGGUAUUUCCCAUGCCUUUUUCAGCCACAGGGUGUCAAUGGACAUGGUCUGUCUAGGGCCCUUAAUGUGCUAUUGAAUCAUUAAGAGGUAUUUAUUUAGGAUUGGGUCUAAACCAAAACUAUAAUGUAUUUUAAAGCUGUUCCCCCCAAAUUCUGCCUCUGCUGUCAUCCAUGAUCUUAGCUGAGGGUUUCUCUACAGGUUUUGAUAUCGGUGUCAUUUAGAGAUCUUCUGUACCAAAUGCUGUAGUACAGAAGAGGAAAUGAGUGCUGCUUAACAGGUUUGGAGUGCCUCAGAAUCUGCAGGCUGGGCCGGUUUGGUUCCCAGCAUGGCACCACCAUAGAAUUGUUUAUGUUGGAAAAGACCUUUAAAAUCAUGGGGGCCAACCAUUAAGCCAGCUUUGCCAAGUCUGCCACUAAACUGUGUCUCCAAAUGCUACAUCUAUGGUCUUUCUAAAUACCCCCAGGGAGGGUGACACCACUUCUUCCAUUGGCAGCCUGUUCCCAUGCUUAAAAGUGAAGAAAUUAUUCCUAAUAUCCAGUCUAGACCUCCCCUGGCACAACUUGUAUCAAACAGAAGCAGUGCAGGUAUUCCCAGUUAGCUUCCAUAUCAUGUGCUCUCAUUCACUUCACAAGCAGGGGUGUGUGGCUUCUGCACAUCAAUGGUACAGGAUAAAAGGAGGAGGUGGUCAGACGGGUGCAGGAGAAACAUGAGAGGGAGAUCCAGUGUUCACAGAAUCAUAGAAUGUGAAGGAGUUGGACUGGACCUUAAGAUCAUCUUGUUCCAACUCUAGUGGGACACCUCCCACUGGAACAGGUUUCUCAAGGUCUUACCCAGCCUGGGUUUCAACACUGCCAAGGUUGGGGCAUCCACAACCCCCCUGGGCAACUUGUUCCAGUGUCUCACUACCCUGACAGUAAAAAAACUCCCUAAUAUCUAACCUAAGUUUCCCUUCUUUCAGUUGGAGCUCAUUACUCCUUGUUCUUUUACUGCAGUUCCUCAGAGUCCCUUUCUGGCUUCCUUGCAGUCCCCCUGCAGACACUGGAAGGUUGCUGUGAGAUCUCCACACAACCUUCUCCGGGUGAUCAGUCCCAACUUUCCCAGCCUGUCUUCACAGGGGACUCUACCCUGGUGAAGUGUUCCAGUCCUCUUAUCAGCUUCGUGGCCUUCCUCUGAACUUGCUCUGACACUUCCAUGUCCUUCUUAUAUUACAGGCCUCUCUUUUGCCUUGGAAGUCACUGUUGACAGUCAAACCUAAAAUACAAAAAUUGGUUUUAUUCAGUUAUCGAAAUAUUAUCCUAGCAAUAUUUCUCUGAAUGUGUUGUUCAAGUUGGUAUGAAUAUUGGCAACAUUUGAUUUUAGCUAAAUCCUGCAGAAAGCAUAUGCAUAUACAUAGCUGUUAUAGGCUGCAGUGUUCUGCAGUGUGCAAUGUAUGUGCAUAAACCCAAGUUCUUCACAGUCCCCAACCCAACAAUGCUGUGUAAUGUUCUGUUUUUAGGAAAGAAUCUAUUAGAAAGCAACUAGUGCCUAAUGGCAUAAUUUUUCUGUCUGAAACGCUAAGAAAGAGGAUUCAUUUUUAAUUCUAAUGACUAAUAUUAUUUUUGUUAUAACACUUCUUCUACCGUAAGUUCUUAUGCAGUGAACCAUGUCUAUAUAAUCUGAAGAUUUUGAAAUUAGAUGCUUAAUUUAUCUAUAAAAUAUAACAGCAGUUGUUUCCUUUUCCCAUAUCAAAAGAUUUCACUUCCAUGUUGUUUCCUAUUAAUUUUAAUGUAUUUCUGUGUGCCAAAUGGAAAUGCCAUUGCUUUGUUGCUAUUCUAUGCAAUGCAAUAAAGGCUGAUAGUGUGCUGUAUUAGAUUAAUCUAAUGAUUAUUUUUCCUAUAGAUAGCUUGUUUUCAGAUAGGUAUGAGCAUUAAUGCCUUAUGUACUGCAUUUGAGUCUCCAGUACUCCAGUUUAAGGUUUGUCUUUAAAUUCAAAUAAUUUGUUGUAUUUCUUAGUAGCUACCCAAAAACUUCAUCAGCAUUGCUAAUAUCUUAUUAUUUAAUAUGAACUGGGGUUUUUGUUGUGGUUUUUACUUUUCUUAGGUUGUAGGGGAUACUAAAUACAAAGAAGAAAAUAAAAAUAUGCUGGCUCAGCAGAAGGAUAUAAGCAGGUAUAGUGUCCUACUGACUGGCACAUCUUUUCUUUUUCCAUAUCAGGCCUUAAACAAUUUGAACUAAAAUUCUUGACUGCCUUGAGUCAGAUACCCAAUUUGAUCUAAGUUAUGAUCAUCAUUCACAUUUCCACUUUUGAUCAAAUCAGAAAGCACAGAGAAAGAAUGCUUUUAUGAGCUGUUUUGAGCAAAUGGAGGUGAACUAACAUGCCACCUAUGCAAAGAGCUUCUCUUUUUUCAAGUAAUAAAGCAAGUGUUAAAGAACUAGACUGUUUCAAAGGACUUUGGAAGAUUGUCAUUUGUUUAUUUUUCUUCAAAUAAAGUUCACAAUAGCUAUUUUUAAAUGCUAUUAAAGAUGACUUUUAAUAAUAUAUGUCUAAUGUUUGCUUGUUUGACAAUACAGCUACUUGUAGUAGAUAACAGUUUCUGUACACUGCUGACCACUACCCAUCCUCAGCACUUUUUAGAGGUUUCCUCAUCUGUGUUUUAAAGCUCAGAAUUUAAUAAUAUAAAUAAAAUUUUUAAAAAAGUAUUACAACAGUGGCUUCCCUGGUUAGGCUGUAAACAGUCACCUCAAUUUAAAAGUCUACUAUUUUGUUUAACAUGAAGUUAUUGCAAAGUUUGCUGGUAUCUGUAAAAGAGGUAGCAUAAAUAGUCUUAUGUGAUGAGCUCAGUUCAGGUGAUGACCCCUUAUGGUCAUGGAGAACAUGAGGAACUAUACUGUUGUGUGAAAAGGAGAAAAUAAUACAGAUACAGAACUAAUUGCUGAAGUGGAAGUAAAAGAGCACCAAAAAAUUUUUAUGCCAAAAUAUUUUAUACAAACAUAAUUGAAUUGAUGUGCAGAAUUUUUUUUUCAGGUGACUUGCUAUUUUAACUGCCAUUUUUCAUGGUUUAGAAGUUUGGUCUCUAUAACAGUGUCUUUUCCUAAUUUUCCUCAUAAUUCUCUUGCUGUUCCUCCUGCCUGCCCUUGAAAGAGCUUGCUGGCUCAUUUCAACUCUGGGGUCAGGAUCUGCUCAGCCUCACUGAACUCUUUUGACCUGACCACCUCUCCUACAAGUUCAGUGGCCAUUUCUGUGCUGGUGUGUCACAGAUCUACCUUUUCCUUCAGAGCCUUUAUGACCUGUCGAAGCUAAAAUCGUCUCUGUUCUCAUGGAGAAGUAGCUAUCAGCUCAAACCUAGAAUGACUUAAAAACACUUGGACUUGUCAGCACAGAUUUAUGAAGCUGAAAUAAUCUUUAACCAACCUAAUAGCUUUCUGUGGUAAGAGAAUUGGCUGUGUGCAUGAGGAUGAACAGUGGAUAGACUUUAUUAAGGCAUUCUCUCAUUUUUUUUUUCUGUUUCAAUAUUGAUAAUAGUCCCAAAUAAAGCAAAUUUGGAACAUAAGAUAUUCUAAUGAUAGACCAGUCUCUGGAAAAGUGAUUUUGGAGCAAGCUAAAUGUAGAAUGGUAAAAUGUAGAAGCAACCAGAGCUUAAGUGCAAAUAUUUGUGCAGACAUACAUACCAUCCCUUCCUACACAAGAAGCGUCAGGCAGAUGCAUGUGUAAGUAGUGUAUGAGGGGUGAUUCAUCUUUCUCCUGCCCCAUGGAUGCUCUUAAAAGAGCUGUGAGCCCCUGCUGAGGAUGUGGUUGUUGGUGCUGCUCACACUCAGGCCGCAGUACCCUGCUCCUUGUGCUGUGCUAGCACACACCUGUCCAGCCCUAGCAGGCUGUUCAUGUCUUGAAACCAGACACGAUCUUAGGCACGGCUACUUAGGUAAGUGAGGAUUGUAAUAUGUCUGAAGCAAAGAAUGAGAAAUCAUAUCCCUAAUAAAGAAGAAAAAAAUGGCAUAAGAAAGAGCCUUUUUAUCUGAUUCUCAAAAGCUGCCUACCAGGGAAACUAUGGAUUUUCCUGGGGAUUCUUCUGGCUCACAGUGAUGGAAAGGAAGGACUGAGCUGAUGGGUACUUUCAGUAAGUGGAUAGACAUUUUGUUAUAUUGUUUUUAGACAGAAAUGCUCACUUAAAAUGCUGGAUCAAGUGGCAAAGAUAGCAAUAUAAACACAUAUGGAAAUAAUGUACUAAAAAAGCGCUGUGGUUUCAUAUGCAGAAAAAAGAUAGAAGCCAACUCUAGCUCAGUGGGCAGCUAAUUAAGCCAGAGGUCUCUCUGUACAUUGUAUUCUAAGUUCAGUACAAGAGCAUGUAUCAGCAAGAUGCUAUGUGAUUUUUCCCUUAUAGUUCACACUUUGAUUUCAGGAAUGAACUAUGCAUCAUCCCCAUAGUGAUUAUUUAAAGAUGGGGUGGCUGGAUGUUAGAUGAGUGUCAGUAUGAUAAAUGUGUCUUGUUUGUGUGGGUGGUCAUUGUCCUUGAUCAGUUUAGGUCUGUCAUUUUUCUGUUCCUGAUUUUAAUUGAAUCUUAGAAUAAUAAAAACACAAAUGCUUUUACUGUUCAAUAACAUGAAGUUUUAUUGAGACAGUUGUGAGGAGUGAUUUUGCCAUUGCUACAUAUUCUGCUUGCUCCACUUAAGAUUGAGUGUUACAGCUUUCAUGGUUCCUUUCUCAACUCCAUCCACCAUUUUUCCAAUACACAGAGACCAACCGCAGUCUAAAAGACUUUUAUUACAGGAUACAGGAGAAGCAAAAAAAAAGGUGUGAAUUCUUUGUGAGGAAGCACAGCGUGUGGUCUCAGAGUGGUACCUCUCACCAAAGGAGUAUGGGACUCCACAUUAUACAGAAAACAAAGCCUGGUGUGAUCAACACAGCUCUGCCUCAGCUGCUUCUCUGGUUUCAUUCUUUUUCCAUUCAUUCAUACUGAAUUUAUUCUCCUGCUUUUGCAAGAAGUAGAGCUGGGAUAAUGCUGCAUAAGGUCAUACACAGGAACACUCUCUAAAGCACUCUUAAACUUCAAGUCCCUCUAGAUUAGCACAUUUCACCUGGCAACCAGUGGGGCACAUCUGGCUUGCAGGAGGUUUGAACAUAGCCAUUUUCCUUGGAGGUGAUUGAAAACAAGUUAUGUGAACUGCAAGCUGAACUGAGCAGCGGCAGGCAGGAGGUGACCAGGAGAGGGGCAGAACAAAGGCGGCUGCCUGGAGCAGGAACUGCCUGGCAGAGAGCGCUUGUUUGCGCAGUUUCACCCCAAUGCCCAGGCACGAGAGUGGCUGUCUCCCACCUGGGGAGGCAGCCAGCCUCUGUGCCUGGUCUCUGGCCAAAGCACACCUUUGGCAAUGGGAUGUGAGUCUGUCUGAGACAUGAGAAAGCUGGCUGUGUGGAAGAAGGAACUCAGGAGUGGGAGAAGGAGCAGAACUUUAUUGUGGUUAAUGUUGGACUGUUAGUGCUUGAUCAAUAAAAAAUCAGUAUUCUGUGCUAGGGGCAGCAAAACUGACUCUCCAAGCUGACAUCCUGUUUCACAGGUCACAGAACAUUCCUAUGUGUAUUCAAGUUGCAUUUUUUUUGGCCUGAACACAAGCCUCUUGCUCCAUGUCCCGUGCAGUGUGGAUGGCUCUGUGAGGGAUGUUCAGGAACAGAACAUGCUGCUGUAAACAACCAGUGAGCGUCAACAAUGACAGGCUGAGGUAAAAAAAAGCAAACAACAUAGUAUGAUGUAUAAACAAGAGUACACUUGGGAGACAAAUGGUGCCUUUCCAAGCUACUGGCCAUGCUUUUUGAAGUCUGUGGCAGGAAACCAGUGCUCUGACUGUGGGGCUCCUGGGGGCAGAGAUCAAGCAUUGUCUAGGAAGCUCAGCCACCAUGGGAAGAUUGAAUGAAUAAGAGUCCCUUGAAGCUCCAGGAGGUAGGGGUGUGGUUAAGAUCUUUCUCUCUCAGCUAUGUCUAGCUAUUUCAAAAAGCCUUGAACAUUCAGGAGAAUAAUUAUCAUACUGUGACCAUAAGAGGUAAGAUUAGAGCCAGGGGAAUAAAUUGCAAGAAAGAAAGUUUUAGUUUAAACAGCAGGGAGAACCUUUUUUAACAGGAGAAACAAACUGUUGGGCAGGCUGCUGUGGGAGACAGCCUCCUUCUUUCUUCAGAAAGAAGAGCAAGUUAGCAAAACACCUUCUAAUAAUGACCCAGGUCUGUGUGAGACUGUCUAGGUGGUGGUGAUGGAAUAAGUAAUCUCUUGCUGUCCUUCCCAGAGCUGUUUUCUUAUGAGCUGAUGUCUGCAAGCUCCACUGCUAUCACACAGAAUUGAACAGUUUUUACAAGAGACCUACUGAAAUGCACGAAGUGUAACUUUCUGCUGAUGCUAAGGAAAGUGGUGAAAAACUGCUUUGAAUUUACUGGAGUUGUAGUGGAGUUACAUGGUGAUUAUGAAAAUCUAGGCCAUAAUUCCCUCCAAAAGUCAUUGCUAGUUCUUAAGAGCAAGGUAGGACUGCCUUGAUUUAUAAUUUAUAAAUUUAUAAAUUUGAUUUAUAAUAGGGUUCACAGUAUGUGCAGAAUGAAAGUCAUUCUUGAAAAGGCUUCACUAGAAAGUAGAAGAUCAAGUGUCCUAUAAGAAGAGUUACCAGAUAGAGUGAUCUGAAUUUUUGAGCCUUUCAGGGGUUGUCUAGAAACAAGUAAUUGUGACCCUGCAACCUAACUACAAAUUGGAGCCUGCAACAACAGAACAGUUGUUCUCUCAGGCUGUUCCUAAGGUCAGGCCAAAUCAUACCUUAGGUUUUGUAGGUUUCAACGCCCAGCUUCUCAUCAUUCUAACUCAGAAUAUUUUGAUUCUGAUUCAUUAUAAAGAGAUUUAAAUGUUGUGUUUGUGACUGUGGUGGUUACACCUGUGAUGUUAGAUUACAGCUUGCAGAUUCAAUGUACAGACUGAGUAAACUACCUGGGGAGUGUUUUCGUUAGUGGCUAUGAUUUUGUGCCAAGAUUUGUCCUCUAUAUCUUAUUUCUGCUGAAAUUUCUUACUUCUUCACCAUUUUCCUUCCCAAAGAUAAAAUCAAAAUGCUGGAGGUAACAAAACCAGAAAAAUUCUAUCAGAUUGUGUGCUGAAGGCAGGCUGGUUAGGCAGGUCUACACCUAGUGCCUUUGAAAUACAUCUAUAGAUGAGGCUGGCAUGGUCCCAGUCCUUUCUAUUAUUAUAUUUCUUGCUGUAGAUAGAGUUUUGCUGAAUUUUAAGUGCAGUGACUGGCUGUGCAAGGGCCUUGGGAGUCCAGGACUAUAGAAGACCCCAAGAGUCAGGGCCCUUCUAGGGUGUCUCAGCCAUAGGAGUCCUCAUGAACUUUCUUAGUCAUUAUCUCUGCUCUUGCUAUUCCCUGGCACCAAGGUGCUGUGGAUAAAAAGGUCUUCUUAUUUAAGCAACUAAAUAUCUGUCAUGUAUCCAACCAAAUAUAUAUAUAUAUAUAUAUAUGUAUGUAUGUAUGUAUGUUGCUAUAUAGUAUAUAGCAAGCAAAUAUCAUUCACUGGUGUGCUGGAAAGUGCAGUGCUGUGGGUGGUUGCUCUGUGUUGACCAACAAACUGCUGCUCCAGCAAAGACUGUGUUGAGGAUUGGACCCUGAAGGGGUCAACCAUGUAACAGGCCACUGCAGGGCAUCAGCCUCAGUAGGCUUUGGAUGCUGGGUGUGGCUGUUGGCAAUGACAACUUGACAAACCUGAUGAUUCAAAACAGAAACAACCUUGGGAGGCAAUACAGAGGGUGAUGUUAUGGGUUAUAAAACAAAUAAGGAAUUUCUUGCUCCCUGGUGAGAAUUCUCACUACCUCCAUAAGGGCAGCUCGGGAAGAGAACAAGCAAGGACAGAGAGAUGUCCUGACAUCGCCAAACUUUUAAGCUCUUGAAAAAGUUCUUCAGAACUACUCUGUGUCUUUUCAAAUAUGCCAUUAACAUUAACAGAGGGAAGUCUGUCCUGGUUGUUAAACUAAACUGCUUGCUAGAACUGCUAGUGACCAUUCAAGGAACUCAGAGAAUUACAGAGUGCAGCCAGUAGAAUACAUUUAUCAAGGAGAAGUCAACCAAACCCAACCUGCACGAUUAUUUGGAGGCAGAUAUAAGUACAGGAGAGAUUUUUCACCUCUGCAACUUACAAAUUUUGCAUAUCCACAUAUGAAUAGAAGCGCAGAAGUUUGUUAUUUUCUGUUCCACAGCCUGCAGCUGCAUAUAUAAACACCUUACAUUUGAAAUCCUCCCAAAGAUGCAAAAUGCCCAAUGGUGUAGGUCUGAUAUCCUGGCAGUUCAACUCAACAUCUCCAAAUGAGUGUUGAUGAGGUAUGCACACUCAUUUGAUACUUUCUGUAUUUGUGUUCUUCUGGGGUGCUGAUCCUAUGAAAGAUGCCAUGAUGGUGGAUCACAGCAAAUACCAGAAUUGCUGCCCUUGGGUAAUUUUAGCUUUACAGUGUGGGAAAACAGUUGAUUGCAUCAAUUUUAAAAGUCAACUGCUGUGUUGUUAAUUUUUAAAAAAAUUAUUAGUUCUUGGUGAAGGCAGUAAUCAUUAGCACAAAUGGGUGCACGCUUUGCAGCACGUAGAGCACAGAGUCAGGCAUGGAAUUUUCUUUGGAGGCCACCAAGGAGUCUCAGCUGAGGCACCUUUUCAAAGUCCUGAUGUAAUGCUCAUCCGCCAGCUGUACAUAUUUUGAUUUUUUUAGGCUGCCUUCAAGUACUUAUGUUGAAUAUUUCAGAAUCAGAAAUACAGAUGACUUUCAAUUCUUGGUUUCUGAAAAUCCCCGAGUCCCAGGGAACUGUAAGUGAUCCGCUCCUUUGAAAAUGAGCUCACUGCUCUUCAGUGACCUAAUUAUGAUUAUAAGAGCUUACUGGUAAGUUAAGAUUGGAAAAAAAAUUGCCAAGAGGCAAAAAAUGAAAAAAAUCUGCACACACAGUAUUCACAUAGCUUGUGUAAUGCCUAGUGGGUGAGCCAGGCAGGGUCUGAAAACCAGGUGACAAAAGAUAUUUCUAAUCCUUUUCCUCCUGAUGCCAAUAGAGGGCUCGGUGUAAUUCUAGUUGGUGUCCUCAGCACUCAGCAUGCUGUAUUAGAUUUUAUCUGGUUUUAUUAGAGUAGUCCGUUUUUGUGCAAGUCUUUCCACACAUGAGUUAAGCAGAGAAAAUAAAGGAGGUAGAAAUAUUAAGUGACUACACUCUUAGAGUAUUUUUUCUUUUAUUUACAAUGGAGCAAAAAAGGCUUAUGUACCACCAUUUUUUAUGAAGGAGGUUGAUUCUCAGGCAGAAAAGGUUUACAUUUAAUUUGUUAUUUAAAAUCCCAUUUUUUAAGCUUAUUUGGAGAAUGCUAGCAUUUUGGAGAAAGUACAUGUUUAGCCACUGUCUGUUUCCACUGGAUCCUAUGCCUAACCCAUCCUAUUACAAGGUUCCAAAGCUGCAGGAACUUACCAAGUUUCCUUUCAAUCUUCCAGAAGAUCUGCAAGUAUUUCAGUCUUGUGUAGAAUCCUAAUACAAAAUUAUAUCCCUUAAUUAAAUAAAGAACAUGCAGUUCAGUACCCAAGGUUUUUUAAACAGGGUUUUCUUAUGAAUUUAAUUAUAGGUAGAAUUUAUAGCUGGUUUUAUGAAAACAUAUCAGACAAAGUAUAUCAGAUAUGUUAAUUAAAAAUUUUGAGAGAGAGAAAAACAAAGAGAAUAUCUUUAAAAGCUCAGGAAAUGGUUUAGUCUCCAAUGCCAUGAAGAACAAACUCCCCUUUUGAGAAAUCUCCUGUUUAUGAUAGUAACCGAUGAACUAAUUUUCUAAACAGAUUUUCUGGAAACAGAUUCUACUUCAGCUCAACCUUAUGGAAAGCCUUUCUGGUGCUAAACUAAUGUGAAACUUCAGGCAUGCACACACAAUAUCCAAUUUCAAAAUGUGUGGUGGAGGAACAAUUGUCACUUCAGCGUGCUCAGAUCUGUCAGGACCUGCUGUCCGUGCAGUUGCCACUGACUGCAUUGUGAGUGGUAGCUGGGACACCUGGGAAGUCCUGCUCAGUGGCCCUGACCCACCUGCGCCAGGUAUCGUUCAACCAUGGGGCAAACAUGUGGUCCCUACUGCAGACAACUCCCUGUCAACACAUGGAACAGGGAGGACACAGAAGGAUGUGGACAUAUGAAGGGACAUGAGGAAGAAGUGAGACAACUACAAAGCAGCAGGCAGAUCAGUCUUGAUUCAUAGUAUGUGUCUGGUAGAGCCCUGAUGAAGAAAAGAUUCUGAACCAAAUCCUUGCAAUCUUCUCUUUGACUCUCAUUAAUGCUACAAAACAUCCACAACUAUGGAUGUUUUUUAUUAACUUUUACUCUGUCAUUAAUUGGGGCUUAUUCUGCUUUGCAUAACAGGUACUUCAAAGGUAUGUAAAGACCAUUUUUAUAUACUUUGAUUGGGACCUGUAGUGGUGUCAUGAUUGAUUUUAAGGAUCAGUCGGAGGACUCUGAUGGGAUUUGAGUUCAGCUAUAAAAUUUUGAAGUAAAUGCAAACUUGGGGAUAAGAGAUUACCUCCUUGUUUAAAUGUUUCAAAAAAGCAUUUCUUUGUUUUUAUUUCUCCCCUAUGUACCUAAAUAGUUAUUCUGGAAAUAUCAUUAAAAUGGAUUAAAAAGAGAUAUUAUUCAUAAAAGAA